AUGGAGCACCACGACGUCAGCUCAAUAGCAGCUGUACCAGACGUGGAGCAUCCUCCCUUUCGGACCCACGACUCGGCACCAUGGUUCUACCAAGUUGAAUCUCAGUUCACCCCACGGCGAGUGAAGAGCGCGUCACUCUGCUUGCCUCACCAGCAGAAGAUUCGCCGUCUCACUCCUUCGGAGCCAGAGUGCCAUCAGCAGCUGCUAUGCGAAACUGGCCUGGGCGACCGCCAACAAGGCCUACUGUUGCGCCAGAUGCAGCAACUAGCGGGCAGCACUACCGACCUCGACAGUCACCUGACAGAUUCAUUCACAGAACGUUACGGAGUCAGCCUAAAUAUGUUUUCGAUGCUGCUGUCAUUAUUUUCAUUUGUUGUCGUAAGAUGUGUCGAUGUCCCAGUCGUUCAAAAGUUUGUGAUCUUUCUCAUGAAAAUGAAACUUGGAAUUUCUUUCGUGAGCAUAGCUGCGCUUUUUGACUUACAUCGCGCAGCUGUAAUCCGCAUCUUUUUUUUUUUUCAUGAUGACGAAUCUUCUGGAAUCACUGCAUGAUUUCCUUUCUGACACAUCAUUCCUACUGUCAAGGCAACUAUGCAGGAAUGUUUUAAGGUACAUUACCCUGACUGUAGUUUCAUCAUAGACUGCACUGAAGUUCGAACAGAGGAGCCACAUACGGUAAAGCAGAGUAUACAGUUAUUUUUUUCCACUACAAGGGGUGGUACACACUUAAAGUUUUUAGUUGGAAUUUUGCCGAACGGUACAGUGACUUUCGUGUCAGAGGCCUACGGAGGUCGAACUUCAGACACGCACAUAACUAUGGAAUCAGGCUACCUGCAGCGGAUAGAGCCAGGUGAUGUGCUGGCCGAUAAAGGCUUUGCUGGCAUAAAGGCACCCGUGGAAGGUAACAAAGGUGUCGUAGUCCUGCCUCUUUUCUCCAAAGGAAACAUGCAAUUUACAUUCGAUGAGCUCCAGGAAACUUAUCACAGUGCCAAAAUUCGGAUUCAUGUAAAGAGAGUUAUUCAGCGUAUCAAAAUGUUUAAUAUUGUUAAUUUUCGUGUGCCUAAUGAGCUUAUUCCUCUCAUGAGUGACAUCAUGCACUUGUGCUGCAUACUGGUCAAUAUUCAACCUCCUAUUAUUAACAGCUCUCAUCAGCAGAAUUAA
This is a messenger RNA of Rhipicephalus microplus (southern cattle tick), 1158 nucleotides long. RefSeq lists its product as uncharacterized. Lineage: Eukaryota; Metazoa; Arthropoda; Arachnida; Ixodida; Ixodidae. The record is from RefSeq and is a predicted model, not a curated record.